Messenger RNA from Balaenoptera ricei (Rice's whale), 1115 nucleotides. RefSeq names its product sperm associated antigen 7 (gene SPAG7). Lineage: Eukaryota; Metazoa; Chordata; Mammalia; Artiodactyla; Balaenopteridae. Gene Ontology annotation, molecular function: nucleic acid binding. The record is from RefSeq and is a predicted model, not a curated record. The transcript is spliced from 7 exons. Bases 140 to 823 code for a protein of 227 amino acids.
GAGGCUGCAGGCGCGCGGGGCAGGGAUCUAAGCCGCGCCGGGGCGGGUGCGUGCUUUUCCGCCUCCGACGUGUUUCCGGCCUUAAAGGCAUUUUGCCCUUCCCUUUAAGACGCGCCGCCCCCUCUCAGUCACUCCCAAGAUGGCGGACCUACUGGGCUCCAUCCUGAGCUCCAUGGAGAAGCCACCCAGCCUCGGUGACCAGGAGACUCGGCGCAAGGCCCGAGAGCAGGCAGCCCGCCUGAAGAAACUACAGGAACAAGAGAAACAGCAGAAAGUGGAGUUUCGUAAAAGGAUGGAGAAAGAGGUGUCAGAUUUCAUCCAAGACAGUGGGCAGAUCAAGAAAAAGUUUCAGCCGAUGAACAAGAUAGAGAGGAGCAUACUACACGAUGUGGUGGAAGUGGCUGGCCUGACAUCCUUCUCCUUUGGGGAAGAUGAUGAAUGUCGAUAUGUCAUGAUCUUCAAAAAGGAGUUUGCACCCUCAGAUGAAGAGCUGGACUCCUACCGUCGUGGCGAGGAGUGGGACCCCCAGAAGGCUGAGGAGAAACGGAGGCUGAAGGAGCUGGCCCAGCGGCAGGAGGAGGAGGCAGCCCAGCAGGGACCUGUGGUGGUGAGCCCUGCCAGCGACUACAAGGACAAGUACAGCCACCUCAUUGGGAAGGGGGCAGCCAAGGAUGCGGCCCACAUGCUACAGGCCAACAAGACCUACGGCUGUGUGCCUGUGGCCAACAAGAGGGACACACGCUCCAUUGAAGAGGCCAUGAAUGAGAUCCGGGCCAAGAAGCGUCUGCGGCAGAGCGGGGAAGAGUUGCCACCUACCUCCUAGACACCCCAGCUCCCUGGGGCAGGGCAGAGGGCAGGGAGGGACGAGGCUGCUGCUAUUAGAACCCAUCCUGGAGCCCCACCUCUGAAGCACCUCCUAACAGCUGUCACUCAGGCUGCGGGAAAGAGGUGUUUGAUUUGUCACUGUUGGAGCUUGGAUGUCUCUGUGUGUGUGUUAUGUGUGUGUGUGAAUGUACAGGUGGGUAUUUAAUCUGUAUUAUUCUCUGUUCUCCCUGGAAAUUUCUUUCCCAUGGGGCUGGGGUUACUUUACAUUAAAUAAACACUGUUUGACCCAA